Molecule: messenger RNA, 1025 nt
Organism: Egretta garzetta (little egret)
Lineage: Eukaryota; Metazoa; Chordata; Aves; Pelecaniformes; Ardeidae
Gene: CDH3
Product: cadherin 3
Exons: 7
Biological process (GO): multicellular organism development; adherens junction organization; cell morphogenesis
Cellular component (GO): plasma membrane; adherens junction; catenin complex
Molecular function (GO): cadherin binding; calcium ion binding
Source: RefSeq, a predicted model, not a curated record
UGAGCUUUGCGGACUGCGGCGAGCAGCGGCAUGCUGCGUACCUCUCGGAUGACACACGCUUCAAGACCACUCCCAACUACACACUGAUCAUCCAGGCUGCGGACCAGGAGGGCAACGGCCUGACCAACACCGCCACUGCCAUCGUGGAAGUCACUGAUGCCAACGACAACUCCCCCAUCUUUGACCCCAGAAUGUACGAGGGGUCGGUGAAGGAGAAUGAGGUGGGGGUGGUGGUGGCCCGGCUGCACGUGACAGACCAGGACAUGCAGGGGUCCCCUGCCUGGCAAGCUGUCUACCGCAUCAAGAGCGGAGACCAGGACGGUGACUUCAGCAUCACUACCGACCCCAAAACCAACGAUGGCAUCCUGAAAACCGCCAAGGGCCUGGAUUAUGAGACCAGGAGCCAGUACGACCUCAGGGUGACAGUGGAGAACGCCGUCCCCUUCACCGUGUCCCUGCCGCUCUCCACGGCCAGCGUCCUGAUAACGGUCAAAGACGUGAACGAAGCCCCCGUCUUUGUGCCCCCGGUCAAGAGGGUGGAGGUGAUGGAGGAGCUGCCGGUAGGGCACCAGGUCACCUCCUACACUGCCCAGGACCCGGACAAGGAUCAGAUGCAGAAAAUCACGUACCGCAUGGGCAGCGACCCCGCAGGGUGGCUGGCCAUCAACCCCGAGACCGGCAUCAUCACAGCGGCCCAGCCGCUGGACCGGGCGGCCAUGCAUGGCAUCAACAACCUGCUGAUGCUGAAGCUGGUGAAGGAGCUGGAGCCAGGGGAGUACAGCAUCUUCCUGAAGCUGACGGACGGGCAGGGCAAGGCGCAGGUGACAACGGUCAAAGCCCAGGUGUGCGACUGCGAAGGGCCAGCCAAAAACUGCAAGCAGCGAGCGUUCAUCGCCGGCGGCCUGGGCGUCCCUGCCAUCCUGGGCAUCCUGGGGGGCAUCCUGGCGCUGCUGAGGGCCCUGCCCGGCGAGGAAACACAAGAGAGUAACGUGCCCCAGGGGGCCUGCGGGCUUGCAGACGCGUAG